UCUUUGGUGCCGUCAGUCGUUUUGACGGUCAAGUUCAGAACAGUUUGCUCACCUGCGGAAAAGGUGACCCGAUUGCCGAUCAACAACCAUCAUGAGGAUCGUUGUAGCGCUGGUGGUUGUCCUAGUGGCGCUGGCCGUGGCCGACGCAAAGUGCAACAAGUGCAAUCACAACGAGUGCGAAUGUGAGCUGAAGAUUGCCCGCGGGCCAACGCCUCAAGUGUUCCCAUUUUUCAAGAAGAAAAAGUGCAACGUUACUAAGCCGCUGGAGCUGAAGCCGACGCCGGACGUUUGCUCCUGCGAACAGGAGUACCGCAUUCGUCCCUCCUGCUCGGAGCACAUCGAGCCGAAGUUUGCCAAGUCGCGAUCGUGCGAGUGUGGUUUCGAUCAUCAUCCAGCGCAACCGAAACCCAAAUAUUCCGUCGACAUGAUCAGCCAGCAGCUGGCCAUCGAGCACGCAAACAAGCAAAGAAUCCCGGAAACGGACCUGCACAUGUACAUUAACCCGAUGGCACCGCCACCGACGCCCAAGUGCGAUAGCAUCGCGGAGGAGCAACUGUACAAGCUGCACAAGCACGUGCUGGAGCUGAAGCCACCGAAGCGGAAGCGCGUCCACUAUCGCGUCCACUCGUCGGAGGAGGCGGAAGGGGCACCGUGCAAUCCGAAGGGUCAGAGCUACUAUGACAUCUGCUACGGCAAGGUGGAGGUGAAGGAGCCAAAGUUUAACUUGCGUCCGCAGGAUGGGCCAGUGUGUGACAACUGCCAGGACAAGUCGACGGCCGAGGAGAUGGACGAGUCGGAGGAGGACUAUUCUCCCGAGCAGCCCAUCAAGUACUGCUCGAAGUGUUCGAAGACUAAGAGCAAAUGUGGUUGUGCGACGUGUGCCAAUAGUUACGUCGAAGAGACGGAAGAGGACGACAGUCCGUACUUCCGUCGGGCACGCUCUUCCGAUGAUGGCGUAUCGGGGCUGGUAGUCUAGGAUGUGAAUGGGAGGGCAGACUAUUACGCUGAUUUCCUGUUGUGAUAUGCUAGUAUAAACCUAGUGGUUUGCUGUUCCACAUUUGCAUACAUGCUUGUACAUAAUAACAAGAAAAUAUAAUGUUUUUGUGAUAAUUAUA
Molecule: messenger RNA, 1115 nt
Organism: Anopheles arabiensis
Lineage: Eukaryota; Metazoa; Arthropoda; Insecta; Diptera; Culicidae
Exons: 2
Coding region: 92-976 (294 amino acids)
Source: RefSeq, a predicted model, not a curated record